AUGACUUCGAAAACUAAAUGGACGUUUCAAGAGCUUCAGAAAGCGACACAGGAGGAGCUUCUACAGAUAGUAGCAGAUUGUGAGGCAAUAUCCGACGCUCAGGCUAUAAAUUCCGAUCUUGAAGGAGAAAGUGAUGCCGACGACAAUCUUCCAUUGACAAAACAGUUUAUUCCCAAGUCAAAACCUACCACCAGGGCAAAGUCAGGCAUCAUUGUUUCAAGAAGUGUAUCAGCCAAUACUUCUACCACUUCCGGUAACGUUUAUCAAGAUGAUUCAGAUGAUUCUGUAAAAGAUCCCGAUUAUGAAUAUUCUGGAUCAGACAGUGGAUCUGAGAUGACUAAUGCUUGUAACAGUGGGAUGAAUGAAUGUCAAGGAGCCUUAGACAUCUCAACAAAGGACGUUGAAAAUGAUGAAGAUGAACCAGAAGAGACAGGUGCUGAUGGGGAUGAUAUCGAGUUCAUUUGGACGAAAAUUGGAAGCCAACCAAAGACCUAUAAAGAUUUCAACUAUAAUCAACCACAAGGUGUCAAGGAUAUAGUUGGAUUAACAAAUGGCACCAUCGAUUCACCUGUGCAGUAUUUUCACGCAAUAUUCUCGGACGUAGUAUAUGAUAUGAUUAUUACCGAGUCUAACAGGUACGCAGAGCAAAAAGGAGUUGGUUUGAAUUUUCAACGGGAUGAGUUGCAAGCGUUUUUUGGUAUGCUACUGAUAAUGGGCUUCCAUACCCUGCCAAGCCUAAGAUUGUACUGGUCAACAGAUCAAAACUUCCAUGUAAGCCGCAUAAGUAACGUAAUGUCACAAAAGAGGUUUCUACAUAUUCUUCGCUACCUUCACCUAAACGACAAUGAAGUUAUGCCACAGCGAGGACAAGAGAACUUUGAUAAGCUAUAUAAAAUACGUCCACUUGUUGAUAUUUUGAACGAACGAUUUUCAACCCUUUACGCUCCCUACAGGGAACUCUCCAUUGAUGAAAGCAUGGUUGGUUUCAAGGGUCGUACUACGUUGAAACAGUAUAUGCCCAUGAAACCAGUGAAAAGGGGAUUUAAAGUUUGGGUGAUUGCUUGUUCUCGAACCGGUUACAACUUGGGUUUCAAGAUAUAUGAAGGCAAAGAGCAAACUGAUUCGGCAGGUAUAAGCCUGGGAGAAAGAACCGUUCUUACAAUGUCUGAUAAAUAUAAUGGUGAGGGGCGCUGUCUCUACUUUGACAACUUUUUCAAUAGUUUUCCAUUGCUCAAAAUGCUUCUUGCAAAAAAUACAUUCGCAUGUGGCACACUAAGGAAAAAUAAAAAGUUUUUCCCAAAAAGUAAAAUGAGGAACGAUAAAUCCCUGAAACGUGGAGAAUCUGACUAUUGCAUGGCCGGUGAUAUUUCUGUAUACAAAUGGAAGGAUCGAGGUACCAAACCAGUCCUACUUGCUAGCAAUUUUCACGAUCCAAGGGAAGAAACAACUGUUCUUAGAACGAAUGCCCAAGGGAAUCGCGAGGAAGUUAUUUGUCCAAGUGCGGUAUCAGAUUAUAAUAAAUAUAUGCUGGGUGUGGACAAGUUUGAUCAGCUCAUGUCUCCAUAUAAUGUCUCUUGGAAAAGCAGGCGAUGGUGGAUGAAACUUUUAACUUUGUUUUUGAUGCCUCAGUUGUAA
Acanthoscelides obtectus is the source of this 1635-nucleotide messenger RNA. The record is from the annotation of a GenBank genome assembly. NCBI's taxonomy places the organism in Eukaryota, Metazoa, Arthropoda, Insecta, Coleoptera, Chrysomelidae.